UUAUUUCUUUGUGUUAAAAUGUCUGAUCUGUUUGUGUCAGUGAUGUACGUGUUUAUUUUGGACAUAGAGAAGUGAACUGAGAUCUCAUCAGCCUCUGAAAGAACUCAAACAUAUCUUUCGCGUCUGUACUCCAAUUUCUUGCCGACAUGUUUGACACUUUGUUGACUUAUUGUUUGUUCCAGUUCCAAGGGGUCAGAUGUUAUGACACUUCCUGACAGAUACAUGAACCCUCCUGCUCAGAGACGGCCGCGGAGAACUUACACUGCAGGAGGCUAGAACUGAUAAUGCAGCUCAUGGUGUCAGAGAACGGAUCCAUGUUGGAUUAUCCGAUUAUCAUUAUCUAAUACGGCAGUUUAACAGAGACAUGAAUAUGUUCAGGUUCAACGGUUUAGCUGCGAUUAUCUCAGCAGCUUUAGCUGAAGACUCUUAUAAUAGAACAUCCAGACCCUCCUGACCUUUUCACACCAGCUGCAGGAGCUUCUGAUUGUCUCGUGAACAGAGGGGAUCCUUCUUUAUUAGAGAUUUUAAUGUUGUUGCUCUGCAUCUAAGUUCCUCCACUGUCCUUCUCUUGACCAUCAUCCCAUCAAACCAUGUACCAAAUGUGACCACGUAAAAGAUCUUAUCUGAAUUUAAACAUCCAGUUUGGCUGAUCACAGCUGUGCUGCCCACAGAGUACCAAUCAGAUUCAUGAUUACAGAGGUCUAUGGCAUCUUCAUAACUUGACGAUGGGAUGUGUCAAAAACAGAUUUGAAUUUGGGAACUAACCACGUCUCCUGAACUGUCUGCUGUCUGUCUGACUGACUGUUCAGCCUUUAACCUGUUCAACGCGAGCGGAGCCCAACUGGGAUAUUUUUUGAGCUCCUAUGGAAACCUGUGGAAGUUAAAUAUAGUAAUUUUAAAUAGCACAGAUGGUGCCAAAAUGUGCCAAAUGUGCGAAACAUUGCACAUUUGGAGAUCCUGCCUGAGUACUCUGAAUUAAAACCUCUCUAACUUUUUUCUGAUUCACUUUCUUAGCAUAAAAGUUUGCAGUGGUGAUGUUCAGAUGUUUUGUGUUGGUUUGCUGGAGACUAUGAGCUGCGGCUGCAUCAUACAUCAGGGAGAUUCAUUCUCAAAUUGUGAUUUUUUUAAAGAAAAUCUUUAAUUUAUGCUGUGUGCCAUUUUAAAUUACUCAAAGUGCCACAUAUACAAAUACUUACACAUCUGAACAAACACUUCCGGUGUUUCCUUUAUCAUUCAAAUUGACCUCGUGGUUGCAGAGACACAAAAUAGAGGCUAGUUAGUAACAGGUUGAGAAAACUGCACCUCCAGUAAGUCUGAAGAGUAAAGACCAUAAGAAGCAGUUGUCAUCUAUCAGUUACCUCUGGAUAAAUGAAGAUUAUAUUCAAAAUGAAAUAGUUAAGUCGGACGAUCCGCUGGUGGUUUUAUAAUCUCCUGGAGUCGAUCCACCUCAGCCUCUGUUAUGUGCCAAGUCAGGUGACUGAUGAGAGGACGUGACCUCAGAGGCCAGGAUGAGAGCGGGGCAGGCGAGUCCUGCGACAACUUCACCGACCUCAACCUGACGCACUGCUUCAUGGGAACCAGCCUGUACGUCCGGCUGCUGCUCUACACCCGCUCCAACCUCGAGUGCGGCCGCGAGCUCAACCACCACCACCUGUCCUCGCAGCCGCUCUUCGACCUCUCCCGCCCCACCGCCUUUGUCAUCCACGGCUACCGGCCCACCGGAGCGCCCCCCAUCUGGAUCGACCACUUGGUCCACCUGCUGGCGGAGCAGGAGGACAUGAACAUCAUCGUGGUGGACUGGAACCAGGGCGCGGCCAACCUCAACUACUUCACCGCUGUGAUCAACACCAGGGAGGCGGCUCAGAACCUGACCAGCUUCAUCCUGACCAUGCAGGAGGAGGGAGCCCCUCUGAGCUCAGUUCACCUGAUCGGCGUCAGUCUCGGAGCUCACCUGGCCGGAUUUGUAGGAGCCAACCUGAAGGGGAAGAUCGGACGCAUCACAGGUCUGGACCCGGCGGGGCCCAUGUUCACCAGCGCCACACCAGAGGAGCGGCUGGACCCCUCAGACGCCAUGUUUGUGGACGUUCUUCACACCGACAUGAACUCGUUUGGACUGAGAGGAGCUCACGGCCACAUCGACUUCUAUGCAAACGGUGGAGCGGAUCAACCAGGGUGCCCCAAAACCAUCUUCGCAGGUAAAUCGUACUUCGUGUGUGACCAUCAGCGCUCGGUGUUCCUGUUCUUGUGCUCUCUGAACCGGACCUGCAGCCUCACCGGUUACCCCUGCUCGUCCUACAGCGACUACCUGGAGGGCCGCUGUCUUCAGUGUGAGGCCUUCAAGCCGGCGCCCUGUCCCGUGCUGGGUUAUGACGUCAGCCAGUGGAGGGACACGCUGCUGAAACUGGGACAGACCAAAGUGUUCUUCAGCACCACGGCGGCGCUGCCCUACAGGAAGCUGAGCUACAGAGUGGACAUGGUGACCUGGAACCAGUACCUCCGCUGGGGGGUCGUCUACAUCCGGCUGCACAGCGGCAGAAGCUUCACUGAGGCUCGAAUAGACCAUAAGCUCCUCCGGUUCGAGCAGUACACCUCCACGCGGCUGCUCGCCCAGUUCGACGAGGAUCUGCAGCAGGUCCAGAAGAUCUCUAUGCGCAUCAGCACCGGCAACGUGAUCGGACCUCGAUACAAAAUCAGACUCCUGCGGAUUCGCUUCACGCCGCUGGAUCAUCCCGAGAGACCGCUAAUGUGCCGGUUUGACAUCAUCAUGGAGGAGAACAUGGAGGUGGCGUUUCGACCUUUACCCUGCAACUCCACCCCCUGACCACACAGACUCCUCCUCCUCCUCCUCCUCCUCCUCCUCCUCUGGGAGCCACUGGGGACCUCCAGGGGCCACGAGAGGAGCUGCAGCCUCCUCACAGGAUGAUGACGUCACUGGUGUUGAGUUUAUUGGGUUAUGAGUGACUCACGCUAAGCUGUGAGAUUUUGAACCAGAGUGAUGAGAUUUCUAACGGGAUUACGGGAAUAAGCUGCAGCGGGAGAGACGUUCAUCACGGUGAGACAACAGUUCUGUUGUGGACGUUCAGUGUCUGUUGGAUCUCUGGCUGCAUUUUCACAAAAAAUCGUUUUGUAUGUAACUGCAGUGAAACUAAAAGUGUGUUCACAGGUUUUGGGAGAAAAGUAGUUUAAAGCCUUCGUGGCUCCAGAAGAAGCUGCAUGUAAUCUUUUUAACUAUAAGCUGCCUCCAGUGAGGAUCAGGUGAUAAUCACAACAUCUCCAGACUCCCCUCGCUGUUUGAACACACUGUUUACACCAUUUACACUCCAUUUAUGAAAGAAGAAACAUUUUAUUGAUCAUGUCACAUGUUAAAAGUACAGGAAACAGUAACUGACCGAUAUAAGCUACUUCUCGUAGAAGUCACCAGACUCCCUUUUCAAAAUUGCUUUAUUUAUUGAGUUGUUGAGUUAUGAAACACUUUAUAACUCUGUAAAAUUUGGCAUGUUAUAAAAUACAAAUUUUUUUCCUUGUUAAAAUUGUUGGUUUGUCGCAGCAUGUCUAAUAUUACAAAAUACAGGAAACAGUAACUAACAUAGGCUACUUUUUUGACACCUGUGGAGAAAGUCACCAGACUCCCUUUAAAAAUUACUCAAUUUAGUGAGUUGUUGGGUUGGAGAAACUUUAUAAACUUUGUAAAAUGCCGUCUCUGACAAAUUAUUAAUCAUCUGGGCCUUCUUUUAAAUUCGGCUGAUCUUCUACAUUAAGUUCUUUAAGUUCUUUCUGUAAAAACAUCAUGUCUGUCUGUUUAAGUAACAUACAUGUUUGCAUGUGCCAGAUAUCACAAUUAUUCCGCACAUUACACUAUAUUACCCACAAUGCAACAUAACCACUGAGUGACAUCACUGGAGGCAGUCCUCUAGAGCCACAGAAAGCUUUUUCUUACCCUUAACUCAUUUUUGACUGGAUACAGUUCUGUUCUUUCUUUAAAGUUUCUCCCUCUGAUCAGUUUCAGUGCAGUUACAAAGAGGACUAAGAAUGCAGCCUCCUCUCUCUCUGUGCCUUCUAACAGCAGCUCUCAACCUUUUUGUUUUGCAUCCCUCCACAACCAAAGUGAGCUGCAACAACUUUAAAUAAACACCAAAGGAGUCAGUUUUAAGAGAAGUAAUCCGGUCGCUCAGCAGGGGGUCUGAGAGCUGCUGCUGCCUCCACAGUGACGCUGCGAUGACGUUUGUCCACAGCAGUACGUAAACCAGUCAUAAGCUGUUUCAACUGCAGUCGUCUUGUUUUAAUGUGACGCUGUAAAAUGUGAGUUUUAUUCUGAAAGGUAGCAAAGAAAUGCUGUUUGUAGCUUGAACAACUUUGAUCUUUCAGGUUUUUAUAGAUUUGAGUGUCAGUAAAUGAAUCAUAAUGUGACUGUGGACAUUAAACUGAGCAGCCAGUACAAACGCUUCCUCAUGAAAACUGUUGUGUUGUAAACCUGUUCUGUUGUCUUUUUCUAUGAUGUAUUUUUUAC
This is a messenger RNA of Acanthopagrus latus (yellowfin seabream), 4507 nucleotides long. It is a transcript of the gene lipib, whose product is annotated as lipase, member Ib. Lineage: Eukaryota; Metazoa; Chordata; Actinopteri; Spariformes; Sparidae. The record is from RefSeq and is a predicted model, not a curated record. Gene Ontology annotation, molecular function: lipase activity; carboxylic ester hydrolase activity. The transcript is spliced from 10 exons. Gene Ontology annotation, biological process: lipid metabolic process. Bases 1481 to 2821 code for a protein of 446 amino acids.